This is a messenger RNA of Penicillium macrosclerotiorum, 1476 nucleotides long. RefSeq lists its product as uncharacterized. NCBI's taxonomy places the organism in Eukaryota, Fungi, Ascomycota, Eurotiomycetes, Eurotiales, Aspergillaceae. The record is from RefSeq and is a predicted model, not a curated record. The transcript has a single exon. Bases 1 to 1476 code for a protein of 491 amino acids. Gene Ontology annotation, cellular component: mitochondrion.
AUGGCGACCAAUAUUUCCCGCGCAUUCUUUCUGUCGGCGACUUCCAGUUCCUUGGCCCCUUUCCUCUACCAAACGCGCACCCUUGCACCGAUAUCCCACUCACUGCGCGGAGCGCUACCGGCGCAUUUCCAUCACCAUUAUACCUGCCAACACAAUGGCUCCAAUGAUACUGAAGCAACUGAGAGCGACCACUCGCAUGAGAGCGAUCAUUCGAGUCAGGGUCACUCAUCCGAGGAAGGUCGAUCAUCAAGCCGUCUGAACGAUUCUCCCCCUUCGUCACCCCGGAGAAGCUAUUUGCAGCAUCGCGCUGCGUCGCUUUCUCCUCUGAAAACCGAGAACAAAAGCCCACCUUUGUCAAGGCGUAUAAACAAGGUCACUGGCCAGGAGCGAAAGGCUUUCGGAGAGCUAUUGGGACAACUUGGUAUCAGCCACGAAAUCAGCAGUGCAGAUUCGAAGGCAGCGAAAUCGCACGGCUCAUCGGACGAGGGGGAUCCGAAUGAUAUAAGCGAGUUGGUUGCAAUUUUUGGUUCCAUCCUUGAGGAUGCACAGUCUAAGAAGACUUCUAAGCAACCCAAGUUUGCAUCACAUCAAAGACCCGGUGCAUGGGACAGUUCCGCGGAUAUACCUGAGGAGUUUGAUGAGGAAGAUGACUCUCCAGGCCAGGUCACAAUUCGUAUAAGCGAUCUCGGCUACACAGAGCCAGCUUCAGCCACUAGCAUCGAGCGAGAGAUCUCUAUACAAGAAGCGAUUGACAUUGUUGUCCAGAAAGAGUCUGAAAAGAUCGAGUUUGCGCUGUUCCAGGCAAUUGAGGAAGGGAAAGGUGAUAUAGGGCUGUGGGAAGUGUGCAAGGAACGCAUUUUCUCAGUACUAAAGCAUCUGGAUCAGUCGGCAUCAAUCACCAUGUCUGGCGAGGAGUUUUCCAUAAGUCAAUCCGGAGGGAAUAAGGCAGAUACCGCUACUCCUUCACCUGGGCCUCUCAGGGUCCCACCUACAGUGCCAAUUGGUCCAGUGGUUGCCACCCUUUACCCAAAGACCCUGCUUGUUGCUUUUCGUUUGCUGAAUACGCACUUUCCCAGCUCACAGCUCAUCGGCCAGUUUCGAACCACGAUCAAGGAACAAGGAAAGACCUCUGCAUUUCUCGGAUCAUCACGGGCUCUGUAUGACGAGAUGAUCUAUUUCUACUGGCGUGGCUGCAAUGAUCUUCCAGGUGUCGUUUCUUUGCUUCGCGAAAUGGAAGUGACCGGUCUCACUCCGAGUUAUAAAACCCGAAAGCUACUGCAAUCAAUUGCCACCCGGCGCCAGCGGGACCUCGAUCCGCGGCGCCAGUCCAAACUGGGCAAAGAGUCAUUCUGGGAUUUCGCACCCAAUAAAGAGGCAUUUGAGGAGCUUUCUGGUCCUGGCGGUUGGCUGGACAAACUGCAGAUCCGUUCACGAGAGUCCCGAGGUCAGCAGAAGCUUCCAUCUGCUCGACGGUAA